Dioscorea cayenensis subsp. rotundata (Guinea yam) is the source of this 3025-nucleotide messenger RNA. RefSeq lists its product as uncharacterized. The transcript has 5 exons. The record is from RefSeq and is a predicted model, not a curated record. Lineage: Eukaryota; Viridiplantae; Streptophyta; Magnoliopsida; Dioscoreales; Dioscoreaceae. Bases 342 to 2750 code for a protein of 802 amino acids.
AACCCGAAGACCGCGCUUUCAUAAAAUUCACACCCACACGCGGGCUCUCGUUGUACGGAUCUCUCCCUCCCUUUCAAAUUCCCCCAAAAUGUGCGAACCCUAGAGUUCUCGAUCACUCUCCGACGUCGACCUCGAUUCGAAUCUCUCUUGUCUUUUGGAUUGAAGAAGCCUUUGAUUCGAUUCUCAAUUUCUCAGCCAGUGUUUUUCAGAGUCAUACGCUGGGAUUAGAGUGUUUUGCUGAUGUGAAACGGGAGAAAAGUUGGAUUUUGCAUGUAUUUUGGCGUUCUGAUUGUCGUUUUGCAAUUAGUGGAUGGAAUUCGCUGCAGAGGAAGUGUGAUAGGAUGUCAAGGGGUCAAUCAUCACAGCCGAGGCCUCGGCCGAUGAGGAGGGGCCUUGAGAGGUGCCAAAACAAGGGGAGUUCUGAUAAUGGAGAAGUUAUAGAUGUUGAAAAGAUUGAUGUUGUUGUUAUUGAUGAUACAGAGAGUUCUUACUAUAGGACUAGAGGUAAAAACAAAAUUCCUAGUUUCGUUAUUAGUAUUGAUGAUGAAGAGGAAGUGGAUGCCGAGCGAAAUCCUGGUGGAGUCGGUUGUUCAGCUGCAGUUGAGGGUUCGGACAGUGAUGGUGAUUGUGUUGUGUUUGUUAAAGAGGAGACUGUGCCGUUGAAUUCGAGGAUGAAAAAUGUGAUCUUCCCUGAAUGUGGUUCAUCGAGAAACCGCUUUGGUUUGUAUACCCCAUCAGAGGAUGGGUCAUCAGAAAAUGGCUCUUCGGAAAUAGAACUGUCUGAGAGUGAGAGUUCUGAUGCUGAGAGCUCUGAUUGUGAGAUUAUGGAUGGUUCUUCUGGUGGUAUUCGUGAACUGUGGGAAAAAGCUUCACUUAGGAAGAAAAUUGCAGAGAUGAGUAGGUAUGAGCCUGAGGAUCGUGUCAGUGCCUCUGGUUCAAAUACUGAUCCUGAAUCCCUUUCGCCUGAGACAACUCAGGACAAGGCUGAGGUGCGGGAUUGCUUUAAUGAGUCACAUUCAAAGAAUUCUGAACAAGUACCUGUUCAGUGUAGAGAAUCCUGCAGUGUAAGGGAGGGUCCCUGUCCUGGUAAGGAUACUGCCACCAAGCUUAGUGAAGAUUCACGUACUGCUAGAGGGAAAUAUAGUGUUGUAGAUUCGUAUCCUGAUGCUGGAAUGCAUUGUGAUGAUCCUAUCUAUAACCAUAUGGAUGAGCAGGUCUCUGAAAAGAGAGUUAAUUUACCUGGUGAAAAUGCAUUCAAUUAUAAGGGAGAUGCUACUGAAGAUGUAGAAGUACCCCAGAGAACACCUGCAUGCGAUGAUAAAUUGCAAACUGAUGUACGUGCUGGGAAUGACCAAUUUACAUUCCCGGAUAAGGGAGAACAAAUUCCAGUGGAAAAUGCAUUUUUACCAUCAGAGCUACCUAAUGAAUACAUUUCUCAAGAUAGAAACGGACCUUCUCCUGCAAAUUCAUCAUCACCUGACCCUCAACCACGAAAUAUGAAGGAUAUUUUUUCUGGGGUUACUGGUCCUGAGAACAAGGGCAAAUUGACUCCAGAACCUUCCUUAAAUUCCAAAGAUCAGCGCCGUGCAGAUGUUGAUUAUGGGACUUAUCCUCAAGAGACAAAUGAUUUUUUUCCUGGAAAAAGAUCACUGCAUGAUCCUCAACCUUCCUCUACAAAUGAGGAUUUCUCUGAGGUUACUGGUUUUGGGGGGAAAAAUAAAGCCUCAAAACCUUUCAGCGACCCCCAAACUCAGCAAGUAGAUGUUAAUGAUGAACCUGUUUCACGAGAGAGUGAUACGCCUUGUGAAAAAAUAUCAUCAUCUGACCCCCAACCUUCUUGUAAGAAUGAGGUUUUUCCUGAGUUUGUUGCGUUUAAGGGUGAGGAAAAGGCCGUUCCACCUUCAUGCUAUCCUGAAGCUCAACAUGCUAAUGUUAAUUAUGAUCCUAAUGUAGACAGUGGUAAACCUUGUGCUGAAAAAAUAUCAGUAUUCCACCCUCGACCUUGCUAUGUGAAUCAAGUUUUCUCUGAGGUUGCUGGUUUUGAUGAUGAUGAGCAACUUGCUGUCAAACCUUCCUGCAACUCCAGAGCUCAGCAUGCAAAUGUUGGUUGCGAAGAUAUCCUUCAGGAGAAAGCAUACUCAACUCAUGAAGAACUAUCUGCAAAGAAAAGUAUGGAUUGCAGUUCUCAAGCAGAAAAUACAAAAGUGGGGUGUAUAGUAACCAAAGAAUCUGAGGCUGAAAAUGAGGUGAUCGGUGAUCGGGAAAAGCACAAGGAGUCUGAUGAGUACAAACGCGCUCAAGAGGAAGAAUGGGCAUCCAGGCAGAGAGAGCUGCAGCUUCAGUCUGAGGAAGCACUGCGAAUGCGGAAGAGAAGAAGGAUUGAGGCCUUACGUUUGAUAGACAUGGAGAGGAGGCAAAAGCAACGGCUGGAAGAAAUGAGGGAAUCACAGAAAAAGGUUGAGGAAACAAUAAAUUUGAAAGAACAGUAUCGUGCUGAAGUAAGGAAGGAGCUUGAGCAAAUGGAAACUAGAUAUAGAGACUUGGCUUCACUCCUGCGUGGAUUAGGCAUCCAUGUCAGAGGGGGUCAGUUUCCAUUGCCUCAUGAGGUACACUCUGCCUACAAACAAGCCUUAUUGAGAUACCAUCCAGACCGGGCUUCAAGAACAGAUCUACGUGGACAGGUUGAAGCAGAGGAGACGUUCAAACUGAUUUCACGCUGUAAAGAGAAAUUGCUGCCAAUUUCAUACUGAAAUUCCUUAAUUGUUUUCCUGUCAUCACCAACCAUAUGUGUAGUUUCUUGAUCAAUGAAGAUUUUGUAAAUUUCUGCAUGAUUUCAGUUACCAUGGGCUUGAGACAUAUACAAAUCACGAGUACAUCAUGUAUUCUUGUAGCUUUGAGGCUCUUGUAUCUGCUGUCUAGUAUUUAAUUAAGGAUCAACUCUGUAGCCUUUCUAUUGUGACUCUAGCUUCUUUUUCUUUAUUAUUACCUUUGAAUUAAGCCAUAAUGCAAAUGCUGCAGUUAUAUA